UCUUGCUGCUGGGAGUCAAAGUACAAAAGUGUGUGUGAGAGUGAGUGUGUGUCUGUGUGUGCAUGCGCGCGUGUGUGUGUGUGAUAGCGGCACUAAAGGAGAAGUGGCGGCUCUCCGACUGAUAUUCUCCGCAGAAAAGAGAAAUAUCGACAUUUGGAGGUCAGGUGACAGGAAGUGGACCCUGAGGACAAUAUCACAUGUUGCCUUUUGGGAGGAGGUCAAUGCCUGGGUGCCUGGGAGGGCGGCGGGGGUAGGGACAGCGGGGGUCUCCUCACCAUGAGGUCACUCACACUUUGAGGGCGCCAGCCAUGUUGGAGACAGCCGGAGAAACCUUUUGAGUCCUCGGGGGAGCGCGAGGGCGGUGCACCCCCCUCCCCCCCUUUGUCUCCCACCAUGUCCAACGGCAGCCUCCCGCUUGAGAACGUCUCCAACAACUGGAGCUGCAGCAAGAACGACGGCUUCAAGUACCCGCUGUACAGCAGCGUCUUCAGCCUGGUGUUCGUGGUGGGCCUGGUCACCAACGUGGCCGCCUUCUACAUCUUCACCUGCUCCCUCAAGCUGAGAAACGAGACCACCACCUACAUGAUCAACCUGGUGGUUUCCGACCUGCUCUUCGUCUCCACGCUGCCCUUGAGGGUCUUCUACUUCAUCAACCGCAGCUGGCCCUUCGGCAGGGUCCUGUGCAAGGUGUCCGUCUCGCUCUUCUACACCAACAUGUACGGGAGCAUCCUGUUCCUCACCUGCAUCAGUGUGGACCGCUUCCUGGCCAUCGUGCACCCCAUCCGCUCCAGGACGCUGCGGACAAAGCGCAACGCCAAGAUGGUGUGCGUGGCCGUGUGGGCGCUGGUGCUGUCCGUCAGCCUGCCCACCGGCUUCCUAUUGGGCACCACGUCGCCUGAGGGGAACCGCGCCAACGCCACCUACUGCUUCGAGAACUUCUCCUCCUACCAGUGGAAGGUCCACCUGUCCAAGGUGGUGAUCUUCAUCGUGACGGUGGGCUUCAUCAUCCCGCUGCUGCUCAACGUCUGCUGCUCCAUCAUGGUGCUGCAGACACUGUGGCGACCCCACAAGCUGAGUCGCGGCGGAAAGCUGAACAAGAGCAAGAUCCUGCGGAUGAUUGCCGUGCACCUGUGGAUCUUCUGCUUCUGUUUCAUCCCCUACAACGUCAACUUGGUCUUCUACUCGCUGGUGCGCACCAAGACGCUCAAGGGCUGCUUCGUGGAGUCGGUGGUGCGCACUAUCUACCCCAUAGCGCUCUGCAUCGCCGUCUCCAACUGCUGCUUUGACCCCAUCGUGUACUACUUCACUUCCUCGACCAUCCAGAAUUCCUUCAAGAGGAAGUCUCAGCCGGACCAGCGCGAGUUCUGCCAGCACCUGCGCUCGGAGUCCAACUCCAACCUGCAGUGCAGCCUGAAGAACUUCAAACCCAAAGUUCUUUACAACGAGUCUUCAGUGUGACAACUCUCUGACCGUUUGAGGCCACACCACUUUCAUGGAACUUUGGAUCUCAAGACCUGCUCGAAUCCUCCGUUGUGGAAUUUACUGUGAUUGUGGGAAAGAGCCGGAAGGAAACGUGACUGAUGUCUUUGCUACUGAACGGAAAUCUUUGCUACUGAACUGAAUUCAAAUUGGGAUUUCCAAGUUCCUAGUCAGAAGUUUCAACCGGACACCCUUUGAGGUCGGAUUUCCUACUCUGAAUGUUUUUCAAAGUUCAAAGCCAAAGUUCUUCAUGACAACUCUCUGACUGUUUGUGGCAGGUUUGGGGGAACUUUGGAUUUGCGAGGCUGGCUUGAAUCCUGCGUUUUGGAAAAAGUUCUUUAGGUUCAGCGGGAAAGACUUCAGUUCAGUCACGUUCCCUUCAAAGCCAAAGUUCUUCAUGACAACUCUCUGACCGUUUGUGGCAGGUUUGGGGGAACUUUGGAUUUGCGAGGCUGGCUUGAAUCCUGCGUUUUGGAAUUUGCCAUCAUUGUGAGAAAGAGCCGGAAGGGAACGUGACUGAACUGAAGUCUUUGCCAUUGAACUGAAGUUUAGUCAGAAUUUCCGAGUUCCAAGUCGGAAGUUUCUACCGGAAAGCCCCUUGAGGUCGGAUUUUGUCGGAUUUUGUCGGUUUGUGGGAACCUUGGAUUUGCGAAGCUGGCUUGAAUCCUCCGUUGUGGAAUUUACCAUUACUGCAGGAAAAAGCCUCAAGGGAACUUGAGUGAACUGAAGUCUUUGCCACUGAACUGAAGUCUUUGCUACAUGUGUGUAGUUUGUUUGUCGGUCACAGUGUAAUGGUGCGUUCUAUUUGUACUGGCAAGUCGGAAUUUUCGAGUUCCUAGUCGGAAGUUUCAACUGGACACCCCUCGAGGUCGGAUUUCUUACUCUGAAUGUUUUUCAAAGUUCAAAGCCAAAGUUCUUCACAAGUCCUCGGUGUGACAAGUCUCUGACAUUUUGUGGGGGUUGGCGACACGCUACGUUCUGGGAAUUUUGGAUUUACGAGAAGCCUCUAGAGAAUGUGACUGAACUGAAGUCUUUUCCGCAUAUGUGCAGUUUGUGUGUUGGUCACAGUGUAAUGGUGCGUUCCAUUUGUACUAAGAAGUCGGAAUUUCCGAGUCCCUAGUCGGAAGUUUCAACCUAAACGCCACUUCAGGUUGGAUUUACGACUGAAUGUUUAUCAAAGUUCAAAGCCAAAGUUUUUUAGAGUACUCAUGUGAUGACACUUUGGCCAUAAGUGGCGGUUCGACGCCACACCACUUUCAGGGAACUCACACUAUGCAUUUAUGAGGUAUGCUUGAAUUCUCCAUUGUGGAAUUGGACUGAACUGAAGUCUUUGCCACUGACUGAAGUCUUUGCUGCACGUGUGUAGUUUGUGUGUUGGUCACAGUGUAAUAGUGCGUUCCAUUUGUACUGGGAAGUCGAAAUUUCUGAGCUCCGAGUCGAAAGUUCCAACGGUAACGACCCUUGAGGUCGGAUUUCCGACUCGAAAAGUUCAAAGUCAGAGUUCUUGACAACGAGUCCUCGGUGUGAGAACUCUCCGACAAUUUGUGGCGGUUGAACGCCAUGCCACCUUCAGAGAACUCCCACUUUGGCAUUCACAAGACUUGUUUAAAUCCUUCCUUUGUGGAAUUCACCGUCAUUGCGGAUAAAAGCCAGAAGGGGAACCAGACUGAACUAAAGUCUUUGCCAAAUGGUUGUAGUUUUCAACCGGAACGGCCCUCGAAGUUGGAUUUCCUACUCGGAAAGUUGGAGGGGUUUUACCACCUUGUAGUUGGCUUCAAAGAACGUAAACAAUAUCCGUUAUUAGAACCUCUGACCACUAAAUAAGCCAUGUCGGUGUAUGUUUGUACAUAACAUUAAAGGGGAACAUUAUCACAAUUUCAGAAGGGUUACAACCAAUAAAAAUCAGUUCCCAGUGGCUUAUUUUAUUUUUCGAAGUUUUUUUCAAAACUUUACCUGUCCCGGAAUAUCCCUAAAAAGCUUUAAAGUGCCUGAUUUUUGCUAUCUGCGAAGCCACUGUCCAUUUCCCUGUGACGUCACAUAGCGAUGCCAAUACAAACAAAUGGUGGGUAGCACAGCAAGAUAUAGCGACAUUAGCUCGGAUUCAGACUCGGAUUUCAGUGGUUUAAGCGAUUCAACAGAUUACGCAUGUGUUGAAACGGAUGGUUGGAGUAUGGAGGCAGAUAGCAAAAACGAAAUCGAAGAAGGAACUGAAGCUAUUGAGCGAAAAGCUAUUGACACUAUUCGGCCAUGUUUGCCUUAGCAUCGCCGGUAAAAUGUGCAGACCAAUGAUCGGAAGUUUCGCAUCUUGUGACACUGGAUCAACUUAAAUCCGUCGAUUGGUAAGUGUUUGUUUGGCAUUAAAUGUGGGUGGAGGGAAACGCUGGAUGCAAAUACAACUACAAAUGUACAUACAGCUAGCCUAAAUAGCAUGUUAGCAUCCAUUAGCUGGCAGUCAGGCCGCGACCAAAUAUGUCUGAUUAGCAGAUAAGUCAAUAACAUCAACAAAACUCACAAUUGUGAUUUCGUUGACUUUUUCGUUGGGAAUGCAUCUGCUUUGAGUGUCGCAGGAUAUCCAGACAUUCUUGCGAUCUCUGUGCCAUGUCUGUCGUAGCAUCGCCGGUAAAAACCAAACGAGGGACUUUCGCAUCUCUUGACACUGGAGCAACUUAAAUCCGUCGAUUGGUAUGUGUUUGUUUGGCAUUAAAUGUGGAUGGAGGGAAAGGCUGGGUACAAAUAUAGCUACAAAUGAACAUACAGCUAGCCUAAAUAGCAUGUUAGCAUUGAUUAGCAUGCUGUGCUAAUCGAUGCACAUUCUACGUAAAUCAACUUGAAUCUGUCCCUGUUCGGGUUGUUACACCCUCCGACAACACACGACGAGGCAUGAUGUCUCCCAGGUACCGGCAAACUGUCGAAAAAACGGAAAAUAACAGAGUUGAUUUGACUUGCUGCGUGUAAUGUGGUGGAGAAAAUGGCGUUGACUACCUAGGUGACGUCACGUUCUGACGUCAUCGCGCCGAGAGCAAUAAAUAGAAAGGCGUUUAAUUCGCCAAAAUUCACCCAUUUAGAGUUCGGAAAUCGGUUAAAAAAAUAUGUGGUCUUUUUUCUGCAACAUCAAGGUAUAUAUUGAUGCUUACAUAUGUCUGGUGAUAAUGUUCCCCUUUGAUGUAAAGUACGUUUUUUUCGUGUGCUAUACACGCCCUACAAAGCUAGGAAUAGCAUCUGUUUCCUCUUCAUACACCGUAUUUUCCCGUAAAUUGUUUAUUUUCAGACAAGGCAAGCACAAAAAUAGCUUUUGCGAUCUCGAUUUACGACCACAUAACCGUGAACUCUCAGUCCUGGCUCCGACUUCAGACUUCCCAGGUACAUGGAACGCAUCAUUAGCUCCCUUUGGAGGUCUGAGGCAUCCCUCCUGAACCGUUGUUGUGUCUGAAAUAAAGCCAUUGCACCAGACUUUGUUUACCGGUCGUUGGCAACAACAGAGAAGUUUGCGCGCAAGUUAACCGCCAAGGAAGUCUGACUGCUGCUGGGGAGUGUCCCCUUCCUGUGUGGCAAGAGGGCUUGUGCAAACUUCAAAGGUCACGUGCUGAAAAUCUCCAAACUAAUACAGUAACCUAUGAUUAUUUGGGUCACAUUUAUUAAUUAAAGUGUCUCACAAGAUGCUAGAAUUUCACUUAUGGCGUCUUUUCAAGUCAAGUCCAACAAAUUAUGAGUAACUAUUAAUGAAUAGUAACUUACUAUUCAGAAACUGUAACUACUUAGCACUGAUACGGAUGCAACAGAGCAUUAGCGUUGAUAUGGCGGAUCAAUACUGUAUAUACUGUACAUACUGUAUGUACUUUAUCUGAUCAUUCAUUAUCUAAAACAGUCAAAUUGAGUUUAAAUGUGAUCGUUUCAGCAAGAAUUGUCAGUAGAUGAUGUCAUCCUGACACAUGAUUAGGUACAACAGCAUUAAUGAAAAACAUAAUAAUGGUUUUCAAAUGUUUUGUGCAGAAAAACCUCAUCAAUUUACUUUUGACUUUGUGAGAAAAAGGUGUUUUUUCAAAAGUUCCUUCAGUUUUUGUGUUUCACUUCUGCGAACGCUGCAACAUUUCCCUGCCAUUAAUGACUACUGUUUUUAUUAUUUAUAUGUGUUGGUAUGGAAUAUAUUUGAUAAUAAUAAUAAUUGUUGACAUUGUUAUUAUUAUGUUGCAUAUUGUUUUAACUCCACUGCAUUAGCUCUUUCUAAAACGUGGGCCCUGAUAUGCAGUGCAGUUUAUUAAACAUUUAAUAAACA
Molecule: messenger RNA, 5752 nt
Organism: Nerophis ophidion (straightnose pipefish)
Lineage: Eukaryota; Metazoa; Chordata; Actinopteri; Syngnathiformes; Syngnathidae
Product: lysophosphatidic acid receptor 6-like
Exons: 1
Coding region: 394-1458 (354 amino acids)
Biological process (GO): phospholipase C-activating G protein-coupled receptor signaling pathway; positive regulation of Rho protein signal transduction
Cellular component (GO): membrane
Molecular function (GO): lysophosphatidic acid receptor activity
Source: RefSeq, a predicted model, not a curated record